Messenger RNA from Paraglomus brasilianum, 429 nucleotides. The record is from the annotation of a GenBank genome assembly. NCBI's taxonomy places the organism in Eukaryota, Fungi, Glomeromycota, Glomeromycetes, Paraglomerales, Paraglomeraceae.
AUGCCUCCUCGUUCUUUCAAGAGUCGGGAGGAGUCAAACAUUGCCCGUUUGUCCUUCGAAGACUUCAGAAAGCCGUCCAUGUGGGCUUUUAUUAAUAAUACUGAUAAAAGUUCACAAACCGUUUUGGCUGCCCGACGAGCCGCGGUGGCGAUCAGUCUUCAAAUCGUCACCGAACAUUUAUCCCAAGCGGCCGAGCUUGAAGAAACUGAGAAGCUCGAAGAGCGUUUCGCUCAUAUUGUAGUGGCAAGAAACUCGACCGCUCUCCAGAAUGCCACGCUUACUUUAGAAGCCUCACGCGAAGAGAUUUCGCGUCUUGUAAGUGCUUGUAUGGAGAAAGAUAAGCGGCUUCGAAAUGAUCGGGCAGAGGAAUUACGACUGGGAAACCAUCAAGCGGCAGAACUCGGUCUUCUCGCGCUCAGUAAAGAAUGA